AUGAACAUUAUCUUUUUGGUUUGGUUGAUUGCAGAUUUAGCCAGCUACUCAAGAUCCGGACCAUUAAGAUUCUCAUCUUCCAACCAAUUUAGAUCUCUCUCCAUUGCACCGUGCGAUCGUGAUCUUUCAGUCAAGGGCGCCGAGACCAAUUACGAGGCCUAUCAGUAUAAGACGCCCAAUGAAACGAUGAGUCAAAUCCUUCCGGAAUCAUCACGGCUUCCGGACUCAUCUGGACAAGGAAUGAAGGAAUCGAUAUUCCAACGCGUAAAUAAAUAUGGCGAACUUCAAUCUUCACCCAUCGGAAGCAGGUCUUCUAGAGAGAAAGGGACAGAAGAGCUCGGUGAUACUAACGAUGCCUCAAGCGAAAUAUUCAUAAAUCUAAGGGGUGAAAUAAAUGAUGUAGAUAGGUAUCUCGACCGGAUGCGACAUCCACCAUAUAGCACAGAAAUAAGACAGAACAAGAAAGUAUCCAGUACUAGCAAGACCAGAGUAUUGAAGAGAACCUUGCAACCCCGUCGAUUAGUUCAGACUAAAAACAAAUUGACACAGGAUCCUAUUCUGAAUAACAAAACUGUUUCGGUAGUGUCUUCUGUCCAAGAGGCUGUGAGGACCAUCGAAUCUAGCAUGAAUCGAUUUGAUGAGAUUGCAAAGAAUUUCAUAAAUCCAAAAGUAUCUGCAGCGACCUUGAAGAAAGCCGCAGACGAGGGACUUGUGAUAGAAACAGGCGAAGGUUUCCCAAGACAGGUAUUGGCUAGUGCGACUAGUAAUCCGGAAGCAGCACAAAGGGCGUUGGCCGUGAUACGAGACGAAGUACCAAAGAUCAUAGCUAAGAUCGUCCUUGCAAAUAAAAACCUUAUAGGUGGAAUAGUCGGAGGGGAUAAAAAGCUCAUCUCUACACGGCUGUUUAGCCCAAGCUUAACUGCCAUUGGAAACAAAUUGAACUUGGAGCAAAGGACAGCCGUAGAUCAAUCUAAGAAGGAACUCGACGCGAAGACUCGUUCAAUUGAUACACAAAUGUUAAUUCUUCAAAACCAGGCUUCUACUCCAAAAAGAUUGAAAGUGGCAGCGACAUCAGCAUUGGCUUUAGAAGCAGAACAAAUCUUUCACAGGGAAGUUUUGGUGAGUGCAGCCUCUGAUAGCAAGGCAGCUGUCUCAGCAUUACUUGAAGUAGCAGAAAAUGGGCCCAAAUGUGAGACUUGCAAAAAGACUUAUCAAAGCCUUUAUCAUUACAGUUCUGGGUUGAUCAAUAUCAUUAGGAAUAGUGAUGAUGAAACAAAAGUCAAGACAAGUCUUCAGUCAAUCAUUGAAGGCCAUACCAAAGUUGUAGCAGCUACUUUGAAGCUAAUCCAGUUAACAUCAAAUAGCAGUACAAAUCUAGUAGCCACUGAAAAAGAAUUCAAGAAGGCGAAUGUCACAUUAGACAAGACUCCAUUGUUAGACUCAAAGACCCAUGACAAUCAUGUGGAAGUUGUGAAUCAAGAUGAUAAGACAAAUCAGAAAGAAUCCAAACCAGUUACUGCACAGAAUCAUCAACAUUCAAUACCAAUUCAGGAUAACAAUCUUUCUCAACCUGCAAAUGCUACAUCAAAAGAUCUUGUUCACCUUUUGGAUUCUGAAUUAACAGAACUCAUUAGCAAUGGCACAUCUACAAAAGCACAUUCUUCAGUGCUUACAAUACCAAAAUCAGCUUAA
Messenger RNA from Melampsora larici-populina 98AG31, 1692 nucleotides. RefSeq lists its product as uncharacterized. The record is from RefSeq and is a predicted model, not a curated record. NCBI's taxonomy places the organism in Eukaryota, Fungi, Basidiomycota, Pucciniomycetes, Pucciniales, Melampsoraceae. Bases 1 to 1692 code for a protein of 563 amino acids. The transcript is spliced from 12 exons.